UUCCGAGCCAAAAUCCCUGCUCAGAAUUUGUACCGCAAACUUACCGAAUUUAUUUUUUAUUGCAUCGUGUACGCUCACACCGCGCACCAAAACACGCUGAUUCGAUGGCACCUGUCUCCGUGCUGAUCGCCAGUUGUUCCGAGACUCAUAAACUUUACAGUCAUAAUCGGUUUACCUAUGUUUAUACAUCGCGAUCGGGCUUGAGCCAUACCCUUUCGCCAUUGACGACCUUGGCCUUCGCCUACCCCGCACCGAACAUAGCCUCCCAUCUGAUUGGCCAAACAAGGGAGGUAACUGAAGAGCGUAAACAAGCAUGGUCAGACGACAAUGUCAACAUGACACUGACUGACAAGCAGAAAGCAGCCCUCGAAGUCGCUUUAUCGCGACAUAAUUUGGCGAUACUUGGUCAAGCGGGUGUCGGAAAGACAUUUCUUCUCAACCACAUCAAGGAUGAACUGAAACGAAACGGUCUGCAAGUCGUCGUGACGUGCACAACCGGAGUUGCUUGUGCCAAUUAUUCCGUAAGUGCUAGCACAUUUGAUCCAUUCUAUGCUGUCUUAUUUGAGACAAAUAUGUUGUCAUACGGCCGCUAUUCAAUUCAAGAAUUGCAGCAAGUUCUUGACCGAGAAGAGAGGACCCGAGACAGGCUAUGCCACACAGAUGUUUUAAUAAUUGAUGAGAUAUCCAUGUUAAGCUACAAGAUGCUGUGUGAAGUAGAAGCAGUUUGCCGAAUGGCUAGGAAGAGCCAACAGAUGUUUGGGGGACUGCAGGUGAUUGUAUGCGGGGAUUUCUUCCAGCUCCAACCUGUGCCAAAUACACUGUAUGGUGACAGAGGCGACUUUGCAUUCAGUGGACCUUUAUGGAACAAUGCUUUUCCACAUCAUAUCAUUCUUGAUAAAGUUGUCAGACAGAGUGAAAUCCAGCUGAUAACUGCUGUGAGGGAAACAAGUCGUGGGAUAGUUUCACAGGACACUGUUGACUUUCUAGAAAGUCUGUCUCAGCCACUGGAAGGUCCAGAGCAUGUUGUGAGAGUCUUUUCCACCAACCAGCAAGUAGAUAUGCACAAUCAGAGGACACUAAUGGACCUACAAGGUAAGGUUCCAAAGAACUAUGGAGAGAUUGGAGAACUGGGCAGAUAUGGUCAGAGUUUCGUUCUUGAUACUGGUGGUGCUGCAUUUCGAAUUCACUGUAGUUUUGACUCGAGUGAGCGAGAACUGAAAAUAUUCUACAGCGAAGACUGGGGUGAGAAAAAACACUUGGAUAGGAUUGUGGUACCAAAGUGUCUGUGGCUGAAAGUAGGAUGCCAGGUUAUGCUGCUGAGGAACCUGUCAGACAAUCUUGUCAAUGGAAGCAUUGGUGUUGUCACUGAAAUCUCUCAGGAUUGCAUUUAUGUUGAUUUUCCAAGGAGCUCAUCUAAGAUAGAGAAAUAUACAUUUGGAGUUUGUAUGAUUUCAGUUUAUGACCCAAGGCUCAAGUCAGAUGUUGCCAGAAGAUUACAGUUUCCACUAAAACUGUGCUAUGCCCUCACAGUGCACAAAUGUCAAGGAAUGACAAUUGACAGAUUGGAGAUUGACUGUGAUAAUAUGUUUCGACCUGGUCAGCUUGGAGUUGCAUUAGGUCGUGCACGAAGGAUUGAUGGACUUAGGGUCACUAACACAUCUGGAGAGGAUUUCAUGUCCCCAGUGGCAGAUAGAACCAUCGAUGUGUUCGAUAUUGCUGAUGAUUUCAACUUGAUAAAAGCCUAUGAAGACUGCAUUAGCAAAAUCCCAGAGGAUGACAGUGAGGAAGAACUUGAUACAGUUGAGAGCACCUAUGAAGUACAUGAUGCAUUGUCAAUUCUCAGAUCUGUUCGCUCCAAAUAUGACAUCACAGACUUUCAGAAGGAGGUGAAUGUUCAAAUUAGUUUGGGAGAAAAAAAUCCAGAAAGAGUUGCUCACUACUGUUCACUUGUGGAAAAUUUCAUCUCCAAAGCCUAUGCACAAACUGUUGAUGUUAAUUGCAAAAGUGAAACUAUUAACAAGUUCUACAAAAUCUGCCAUGACUAUCUGACAACAUCAAAAUACAAAGUUGCUGUGGUGAAUUUGUUUGGAUCCCAGGGUGAUGUUGAGUAUCACAUAUGCUACAAAAUGUUUCUGAGUUUGAGAGAGCGAUUCCUCAAGUAUAAGAGUGAAGAUGCGAAGCACCUUGCUGAGGAAGAUGUCAAUCCUAGAAGUUGUGUGGACAUUAAUGACGCAACAAGAGGCAAAAUACGUUAUGUAGCUGGAUAUUGCUUCAGAAAACUUCAUCAGAAAUGUGCCAGUAAUGUUACCAACAACAUAUUCAAGGCUAAGGCAGGUUCACUGGAGAUUGUAAAGAAUGAGUAUAAGAAAAAACAAAUGAUAGAAAUGGCUUUGAGGAAUCAGAGACAGAUUGUGUCUGAGACAAGUGACCCAGCCAGUUUAAAAGAAAUAAGAAGAAAACAGAAUAUCAGAGAAGGUCUCAUAAAUAUUAGUGAUUCUGGCUUUGAGUUUGCCAUGCAAGUCAGUAAGAUAUGCAUACAUUUGCAAACAGAAAAAAAUCUGCAUGAGUAUGGUAGAAAUUUGCAUUGGUUUGUGGUGGAGUCUCUCAAAGGAAAAGCAGAACUGUUUGAGAAGUGGAUGAAUGUGUUUAAAAUGAAGGCACACUCAACAGAGACUGUUACAAGGGUUCCUAGAGUCAUGGCAGAGGCAGAGGCAGAGGCAGAGGCAGAGGCAGAGGCAGAGGCAGUGGCAGAGGCAGAGGCAGAGGCAGAGGCAGUGGCAGAGGCAAAGGCAAAGCCUUGA
Messenger RNA from Haliotis rubra (blacklip abalone), 2801 nucleotides. RefSeq lists its product as uncharacterized. Gene Ontology annotation, biological process: DNA repair; telomere maintenance. Gene Ontology annotation, molecular function: ATP hydrolysis activity; DNA helicase activity. The record is from RefSeq and is a predicted model, not a curated record. NCBI's taxonomy places the organism in Eukaryota, Metazoa, Mollusca, Gastropoda, Lepetellida, Haliotidae.